UAUAAAUAAGAGUUCUGGUGGCUUUACAGUUACAGAAUUAUCGAGCACCACGACGUCUUCAAGGCCAUUAUUUAUUUCUGUUCGCAAUAUUCUUGCAAGAAUGGACUCUAAUCCUACCAUAUCUCACCUUCCUGCCAUUCCUCCUGCGGCAGAGAUCCCCAAUGCCUUUAUGGAUAGUGUUAGGCAGUGGUGGAUGUCCGGCGAUAAACAGCUGGCUAUGAGUGAAGAACGGCUCCUCAGACGACUCCCCUAUUACCAACCUCAGAAGCCGGUGUCAUUUACAAACGUAGAGGGCCCAGUUGUCGCCUACAGUUCAAAAGUCGAAUUGCGUUCGUCGCCGAAGAAGUAUCUCAAUACCCUCACAUUCGAAUCGACCUCACCUCCAGCUUCAAACUCUCCGCCACCUGCCGUCUUACUCCACGGGUACGGUGCUGGUCUUGGAUUCUUCUUCAGAAACUUCAAUACGCUUGCUCAAUGGGCAGGUCGGAGGAACACGAGUGUCUUUGCCGUCGAUUGGUUGGGCAUGGGUCGUUCUGCCCGUCUGCCGUUCUCUAUCUCUGCCCCUCGGAAAGACACCCAGGCCCGCGUAGAAGAAGCUGAAUCAUUUUUUGUGGAAUCUUUAGAAGAGUGGAGACAGAAAAUGGGCUUGGAGAAGAUGACCUUGGUUGGUCAUUCUCUCGGAGCGUAUUUUAGCACCGUUUAUGCACUCAGAUAUCCCACAAGAGUUCACAAAUUGAUUUUGUUGAGCCCUGCCGGAAUAACGCGCGGACCAGACCAUACAGUUCCGUCCAACGAGCUUGAUCCUAAUGAUUCAGGGAACUCGACUGAUGACGUCCAAGUCGCAAGUAGGCAGAAGGUGGAGGAAAUUGAAUCUCGUCAGAAACAAGCGAGAGCGACGCAAUCACGAUCGAGGAGGCUUCUCACCUACCUUUGGGAAGAAGGAUGGAGCCCAUUUCAAGUGGUACGAUCAUCUUUGUUCUGGGGUCCAAUGUUGGUUGGCAAAUACUCCUCCCGUCGUUUCUCCGGCUUGACGCAAGAAGACACUAGAGAUAUGCAUGACUACAUUCUCAACAUCACGCUCGCCAAAGGCUCAGGAGAAUAUUGCAUAUCACACAUUCUCGCACCAGGUGCUCAUGCAAGAAUGCCUAUUGUAGACCGAAUAUCACCGUUGAAAAUUCCUGUUACCUUUGUGUACGGUGAUCAAGAUUGGAUGGAUCCGGAAGGUGGUGCGGAUUCUGUAGAGGCCUUAAGGCAGGCUGGGAAUGGACAAGGCAGGAUGUAUCUCAUAAAUAACGCAGGACAUCAUGUUUACCUUGACAAUCCCAAGGCAGUUAACGAUCUCAUUGUAAAGGAGUUGGAUCGCCGGAUAUAGUCCAGACCAGGAACCUUAGAAUAGUAGCACCUAACUACUUUCACAUCUUUUUUUUCUCUUUCCAUCGUUCUUCCGGUGCAAUCUAAUUACAACAUUGUAGCAACUAGAUAUGAAUAAACCUACAACACAGCCU
Molecule: messenger RNA, 1505 nt
Organism: Marasmius oreades (fairy-ring Marasmius)
Lineage: Eukaryota; Fungi; Basidiomycota; Agaricomycetes; Agaricales; Marasmiaceae
Exons: 5
Coding region: 101-1372 (423 amino acids)
Biological process (GO): cardiolipin acyl-chain remodeling
Cellular component (GO): mitochondrial inner membrane
Molecular function (GO): A2-type glycerophospholipase activity
Source: RefSeq, a predicted model, not a curated record